UGGAUCAACAACGCUAGAACAGAACAGAUGAGGAUUCUGGUUCCAUUUGGAGAGAGAGAUUAAGUUUCUCAGGAGAUCUUGCACGCUAAAGUCAGAAGGCCUCUUGAGCACUAUUCCUUCAAAGUAAGCUUUCAAUAGUGCUCAAAGAAUUUCAUAAUGGUUCUGUGUGAACAGGCCUCUCAAUCGAUCUUACAGUCAAAGCUUUCGAAGUUUUCUCACGGUGGGGACUUGGAAUUUAUAGUUCCAGGGACUCAAUUUUCAUCGGAGAAUUGCGAGCCCAGAAAGCGAGAGUUUGGUGGAAGAUGAACGGAUCAUCGCAGCCGUUCGUCAAGCUACCGACAGUGGGCGAUAAUGCGAGAAAAUCGCUGCCCGUCGAUUGGCCCCGAUGCGAGAAUGCUUUUUCCCGCGUGGACGCGGUGGAUGGCGCCACGUCGGCUAACUGGCAACGUGCGAUUGAUUUCAAGGCUUGAUAUGUAGGUUUCGCUGCUGGCAUUUUCUUUGAUUGAUAGAAGCGUUCUUCCUUCUCUUGGGGAUAUCUUGCUCGCCAUUCCCUGUGCUUGCGAGAUUUCGAUGAGCUCUCGAUCGAUGCGAGGAGCUGUUCUAGCUAGAUUUCGUGGCUGUUCUCCUCAGGAUCGCUCUUUGCCCUAGGGAAUUUGCUGCUUGCGGUCGUCGCGAUAGAAUGUCGGCUGUUCUCUCCAGGCGCACGACUCCAGUCCGGGGAUUAUCGCUCAAAGAUUGCGAUCCAGAGCGGCUCGUUGCUCCGUCUUCCUGCAUUCUCGACGGGAGCUUCGAAUCCCCGAGCUCUUCCAGCGAUGAGGACUGCGAAAUAUCGGUCCCGGGGGAUGAUUCUUCCUCGGCAUUGCGGCUGCCGUAUACUCCACCGCGAAGGAAAUGGGAGGUGUCGGUGAAGAAUGGGAUCGUUACGACGAAGGAGGUGAGUGUAGAUGAAGAGAUAUCACAAUUCAGCGGAGACGAGGAGGAGGAAGAAGUGAACGAUUUCAGCGAGGACGCUUAUCUUUGCGAGGCUGUUCUAAGGUCCGUGUUCGCUGUCUCGUCGCCCGCAAGGAGCCUGGACGAUAGACUGGCCGAUGCAGAGACUGUGACUGGCGCCUUUUCGACGAUCGAUCGCGCCAUGCUCCACAGCGUGAAGCUCCGAGCCCAGAAAGCGGCACAGUAUCGUCGAGCAGAGCUCUCGCUUUGGCUGGACGCGCUGCAAAACAAUCAACUCCAGUCCGUCAACCUGGACCAAUUCGAGGACCCUCAAAUUUAUGAGCGCUGGAAGCAGCAACAAAUGCAAGAGGUUUCCACGCUGAUUGCGAAGCUCGGUGAGCGUCCAUCUUUCUCUGGCUUUGUCCAAGUGGACGUGGUUUCGGUGGACAAUCUUAAGCCAUUGGAGGUGGGCUGCGUGUCGCCUUUAAGUUGCAGCAGGGAAGCUUUAAAGCAGCUCCAUGUUUAUUCGUCGGUCACUGUCUUGCCGAUGCGAUCUGGAUCAGAAAAAUUCGGCACGGGUGAUCUUGGGAAAGAGCCGACUCCUGCUUUUUUAACUGACGUUGUUCCCAGUACCGGGAAUGCUGAAUGGCAAGCAGCAUCGCCGUGGAUUCCCGUAAGCAGUGUGCAGGACAAAGUGCUUAUAGAAGUCUGGGACAGACAAAUAGGGGGGUCAUCUUUCAGAGCGUCUGGAAAAUCCAAGCUCAAAAAGGUGUUUCGGAGUAGGAGCUCCAGUAGGAGCCUGAAGGUGGCGCCUUGGAAUCAAGAUCCGUUCCUCGGACAAGUGAUUGUCUCUUUCAGUAACAUCGAGUCUCAAGCACUCAGCCAGGGUGUUAUGCAAGGAAAGACUCCAUUGAUGUCAUACAUGCUAGCGGAUGAGAAGGGACGACAGAAGACCAGUGGAAUACAACUGCGAUUUUCUUGUUCGUGCGAAAGAUUUUACAGAGAUGCUCCUUCCAACAAAUUACUCUUGAGACCACCGGUUCCAGAUGUCGAGAAAGCAUUUGAUGCUCUAGUAUCCAUGGCCUACAAGCCACGAAAGGAAGGCAACGUUGACGUUGCUGCACAGUGGCAUGGUAUUGUCGCUGGCUUUGGUUUUCACUAUCGAAUACGUAAGCAAAGAUGCAGCCUGGGUAUUGUGAUGGUUUUGGCACGGAAUUUCCAUAUUAACGUCCAUAUCCUGUCCUCCAUUGUGGAAGAGUGGCUUCCUGUUUGUGACUCAGCACGAGAAGGACAGCUGACGAAAGACGAGCUUGGAUUACACACAGCAGUGGUCUCGAUGCUCGUAAAACCGGCUAUUGAUGCGAUUGAGAACUUUCAGACUGUUUUUGCGCAAAAUCAACCAUCUGGAGGACUAUCAUGCCUUCUCAAGUUGUUGGGCCUUGUUCUCCGCUGGGAUCCGGAUCCUAAAGAGAUUCUCAUUCCACUGAAAAGCUGGAUAAAGAACUCAUGCGAGAAAAGAUUUUAUCACCACCUCUUUGGCGGCAUUUCUUCCACUCAACAACCUACAGAGAUUUCUCUUCAGCAUUUGUCAAAUGUCAUAAAACUGGUGCAUGGGGACGUAACGGAGUUAAGAACUUCUUUCAAAGAUACAUUUCCUGAGGCAGUAUCUUUGACUGCUGUAGCUGUUCCUGUCUAUUACAAAUUGGUGUCCGCGUACGUAAUAAACUGUAUCCGGGUGGCACAAGUGAAGAUGUUUACUAAAGAUUGUGAGAGUUUGAUAAUGGAAAUGCUGUCUUUUCAUAAGGACAUUGAAUUGGCCGGUGAAAAAUGCGAGCUUCUGGAUCUCCAUGGGAUAUUUGGAGACUACAUCAAUCAACUAAUUAGCACCGCGAGAACAAGAAUGGUUGACUGGGUGAGCUCCAGUAUCACUGCAGAAAAGUGGGAGCCUCUUUCAGCUCAGUCGGGUGCCUUAUUUUCUUUCUCCGUUGUAGAUUUAUAUUUUAUGCUUGGUGAAGUUAUGGACGAAAUGAUGACAAGGCUUGCAACACUUCCGUUUGGCAAUUUUUACUUUAAAAAUGUUGAAGACGCGAUCUGUACAGCCGUCAGAACAUACGUUGAGCUUUUAGAGAAGUUGUGCUUGCGGGAUCUUCCUGAAGAAACCACCGCAGAGGGCAUAUCAUCUUCCGAGCUAAGUAUUUCGAAGGCACUUUGCGUGAGUUGAACAACAUGAAUGCUGUCAUGGAACAACACCAGGACUUGGAACGGAGGCUGAUGGAAACACAGCGAAAUAGUAAUGGACGCGAACCCUUGGAAACAGAUGCAGAUGCGAACAAUCUGAGCUUGUUCAAGAUUUUGGAAAGGCACGGAAGUGUGAAAGAUGGUCUCAAUCCCAAGUUUGAGGAAAUACAGCGGUUCACUGAGCAAACA
Molecule: messenger RNA, 3357 nt
Organism: Selaginella moellendorffii
Lineage: Eukaryota; Viridiplantae; Streptophyta; Lycopodiopsida; Selaginellales; Selaginellaceae
Exons: 16
Coding region: 680-3151 (823 amino acids)
Source: RefSeq, a predicted model, not a curated record